AAAAUGUGCAGUGCUGUAGCCGGGAUCGGUACAAUGCCUUCGAACAGUACCGACGGUGUGUGUGGUACAGAAGCGUGUCGCUGCACUACUAUUGGUGAAGGUCUUGGGGGCGGCGCUCGUGUGGUCCAAACCAUAUGUUUGAUUAAACCUAUGUCGGUGCGUAACUGAAUCCUAUCUAGAGCUAGGAGGUGCGGACUGAGGAGGAAAGAGGAUAAGGUAGUCUGUGUCAUCACAGCCCUCUGAAAGAAAAGUGAUGCACUGAAACACGAACGCUCGCAGAAACUGAAGAACAAGCUGUCAAUGCAAAGUACAACAAUUCCGUAAGAAACGCCGAGCGCUUUUUUUUUCCCUGUGGAAAUUUACCAACCUCAGUUCGAACGGUGUUGGAAACUUUUUUUUUUCUCCCAUCACCUUAGUUUUUAGAAAGUGACGAUUGGAAGUUCGCUUGGAUUAUAAUUGUGAUUUUAAGCGAACGAGCGAAUAGCUUGAUAUAUUUUCUUUAAAUAUUUAUUUAUUUACAUUGCCAGCAGAUAUAAAAUAAAAAAAGAAUCAUGUUUUAGUUUGUUGACAGUAUUGUUGUUAUUAUUUAGAAUUCAAGCGACGAUUCAAGGAACUUCUUAUUAAAUUCUAAAAUAUAAACAAACCGAAGUAGGUUUCACUGUUUUAGUGACUGUUUAAUGUGUCACAGAAAACAAGUUAACCCUCCUUAGCCUACUCUCCGAACUGGAUUGGUGGAGAUAAAAGUAAAUACAUACUGUUCCGUUAAAAAAAAAAAUGGCAAAAGAUCUCAAGCCACGACUUUGCUGCAUGUCUAAAGGAGAGAAUGGGUACGGGUUUCAUCUCCACGGCGAGAAGGGUAAAAGCGGGCAGUACAUUCGGAAAGUGGAAGCCAACUCUCCGGCGGAGGCUGCGGGAAUACACGCAGGUGACCGUGUUGUGGAGGUGAACGGCGAGAACGUGGAAAAGGAAACCCAUCACCAGGUGGUCCAGCGAAUUAAAGCCUUGGAGAAGGAAACCCGCCUGCUGGUGGUGGAUAAAGAGACGGACGAGUUCUUGCGUGGGCUGCGUCUCACUUGUACGGAGGAGAUGGCCCGCAGCGGGGUGUCAGUCCCAGAGCCAGUCCUGGUGCCACAGGCCAGCAUGAAGGGGAACGGGGCAGUGUUGAAACAGCAGCUAGCGCUCGGCAGUGGAGAGCCCAAGAGACUGUCCAGGAGACACAGUACAGAGAACAGAAAAAAGGAAUCUUGCAGUCAGAUAAAGGAACUCCACCCCAGACUGUGUGUCCUGAUCCGAGGGGAGACUGGCUAUGGAUUCAACCUUCACAGUGAGAAGUCAAAGCCGGGACAGUACAUCCGGUCAGUGGACACAGGGUCGCCAGCAGACAAAGCCGGAUUGAAGACACAAGACAGACUAAUUGAGGUAAAUGGAGUGAACAUCGAAGAGCUAAAGCACUCAGAAGUGGUCGCUUUUAUCAAAUCCAGCGGGGAGGAAGCCAGGCUUCUGGUGGUAGACCAAGAGGCAGAUGAGUACUUCAAGAAACUGGGGGUGACCCCCACAGACAGCCAUGUUAAAGACCCCCUGCCUCAACCAAUUACCAACGGGUCCCCAAAACCACAGCUGAAUGGAAGUUCAACACCAGAUUCUUCUCGCAGAGAAAUCUCCAGUCCAGAGAUUGCAAAAGAGAUUAAAGAAGAAGUUGCCCAGCAGGACCCUUUUGCAGAGAGUGGUCUCAGCCUGAGCCCCACUGCGGCUGAAGCUAAGGAGAAGGCACAUGCAAAACGAGCAAAGAAAAGGGCCCCCCAGAUGGACUGGAAUAAGAAGCAUGAAAUUUUCAGCAACUUUUAAAAUAAUAAUAAUAAUUCAGCUUUUUCACUAUUUAAAAAUAACAAUAACAUCAGCAACCACAAAAGUUGUGUUUACAAACCUCUGGGAGAAAAGGACACUGAAAGAUUUUGGUUUCUUGCGGGACAACGUCAAGAAACCAUAUAACAAGUACAUUAACAUGCUUUGUGAUUGAAUUAAAAAAAGAUUGAUUUGUUACUUUCUUUAACUGAACUAUUUAAACAAGUAGUGGAUGUACUGUACAGUAAAUGUGUUUUUUUUUUUCAUUUUAGUUUUUUCAUAAAAGAUUGAACUAUGCAGAGAGAUUAUUUGUCUGUCUUGCGCAGAAGUGAAGCAUUUGGAUUGUGUUGAAAAAAGACUGUAGCCACAUAACUUAUGAUGUAUGUUUUCUCAUGGGAUGCUCAAGGUUUCAUAGCUGAAGGGGAAGUGAACCACUAGGAACCAGUGUUUAAGUUAAUUGAAAAGAAAAAAAAAGUAUUUUCCUGUAAGCUAAGAUUGUAAUCUUUGUAUUAUAUAAUGUCGGUAUGUGUUUGUUAAACUAGUAUGUACUUUAGUAGUUAUAAUAAGGAAGCAUUUUAUAUUACUCAAGUCUACAUAAAUUUGCCCCAUUCAUGGUAAUAGGGCAAAACUGCAUAUUUGGAGUUUCAGAUUUUUUGAGAAAAAGCAUAUAAAGCAAACCAUAAUGUGCUUCAAGGACUUUUGGCUUUUGUUUCACAGAGGCCAUGCUGACAGGCGACUGGACAUACUAGAGGUAUUAGGGUUUGUUUUUAUGUAAGUGUUAAACUGACCAGAUCUCACAUUGGUGUUCAAGAAUGAAAAUAUAUUGCAUAGCUGUUUCAAAUGUCAUUUCUACUUUAAUCAGACAACACAUCUGAGCUUGUUGCCUAACUAUUGUGGCUAAUAUUCUAAAAAAGCAAUUUUAAAAAACCCUUGAUAUGUUAAGUUCCCAGGCUCUGCCAUGUAAAAUACUCCUGCUCCAUUGUGGAUUUCAUGUUUUUAUUCCAAGAUAUUCCAGAAUCUCUUUGCAUUCUUUCCACACAUUCAAGUCUUACACGUUGACUAAACUGUAGCCAUGUAACAUUGGCCCAUUCCUGGAUGAGCAAUCUUCUAUUACUUUUUGUUGGCUUUCCAUAAAAGGCAUUUAAAUGUACAAGUGCAUGUAAUAAACAAGUAAAUGUUGAGCAAUAUUAAUUUGUUAAAAUGUCAUUGAUGUUGGUGUUAACAUGUUAGCACAUCCUGUCAAAUCUGUUCUAUUUACACUAUAUUGUUUAGUUUAAAACAUUAACAAGUGAGCACCUCUCUCUGUAGCUCAUGGAUCUUAUUGCAACCUGACGUCAGAAUGUGCACAAGAGAAUCAUCUCAUAUUCAGACUGCUGUGGUAUGUGAUAUUUUCAUUGAACAGAAAAAUGCCCCCUGUUUUGAUGAGUAAAGUGCUGAAAUGUAUAUUUCUUUUUUCCAUCACCUCUGUGCUCUAGAAUUACUAUUGCUAUGGUUUUUCCAGUGUUCCUGUGCUAAAUAUGAAUUAUGAAACCCACAAGCUUGCAUCACACGAAUAGUACAUCAAGUGAUCUUUUAUUGGUUUUUUUUUUGUUUGUUUGUUUGUUUGUUUGUUUUAGUUUCAGUAUCCUGGGAAAGCAGAUUCAAUUUAUAAUGAGCAAUAAACAGGUUUCACUGUUCAAGUUGUUCUAGGAAACUUUGUGCAAUGUGUCUGUAUUAUACUCAAGUAUUUGGUGUUAUCUUGUAAUUAGGGUCACAAUGUUCCUUUCUGCCACAAGGCCCCUAUGCAUUACGUUAAUAGUGUACAUUGUUCAAAUCGGUGCAUGAAUUAUGGGGGGAUAACUAGCUUUUGAUUCAGUUUAAGCAGUGUACUGUACUUGUUUCUGCAAAGCAUUCAUGUUGUGUGUAUAUAUAAUAUACAGUAAAAAGUGCAUUUAAAACCACUACAGGUCACUCGACCAGUCCUUAAGCAGCAUGAACUUGUAUUUACUGAAUUAUUCAGAAGCCACAUAAAUGAACCAUCGAGCAGUUGAAGUCCAUACCCACUGUGAAUGCAGCCACACUACCAUAGACAUUGUGGCAUUUGGAAUAUGUGAAUUAUUUGACUGUUUGACAUGCUGUUGUCAAACUCACUAGAACAGACACACUGACACCAGGACCUGUGUGUGUGCGAGAGACGUCCUUCCUGGAGAAACACUAGCAGACCAGUGUUUCCAGCAGUAGAGGAACUGGAACAAGUAUUGAACUGUGGUCCUGAUAUGGUACCAUGCUGCUACUGAUACAUUGGUGCAAUUGUAUUGAAUCAUACCAUACAAAUUAUGAAAAUGUGACCAGUUUGGAACCACUGCAUUAGUGGCUAAUGCCAUUGCAGUUGCUCCAGUUCUACUCUGCAUAUGGAACUAUUGCAUUACCAAAGUAGUGCUACUGUCUUCACUGCCAUAGAAAAGGAAAGGGUGUUGACACAACGUUUGACUGAACAGUUUAGCUCUAGCCUUCGCAGGUAUUAUGCAACAUAUUUUUACUGACUUCAUAUACACAGAAAUGGAGCUGCCUUUGUGUUAUUUUCCAGAUUGUGUUUGAUACUAAGAAGAAACUAGCUGUAUGCAGUGAUUUGACAGUACAGUCUUUAUGAAAUAGUUUCAUAGUUAUUAAAUAUUAUUUCACCAAAUUAACCCCCAAUUUUUUUGUUCCGGAGUCCCUAGCUACCGGUACCACAUUCAGGUAUUAUGAAGGUUAACAGGGUUUAUUUUUAAUGGACAUCUUUUAUGGAGAGCGCCUGUUAUUGAGCUUACAGGGCCUUGCACAGUAGCUAUUGUAUCUACACCAAUAUAAAACGUACCACUGUAAAUUGCAACCAGUGCACAGACUAAGCAUGUCAAUCUGUACCUGUGUAUUUCAUUUAACCUUUAAACCAAUAUGUGUAAAAACAAAAGGUCACACAAUGCUGUAUUCUUCUAUGCACCUCAGAUUUCCUGGCUUCUGUCGAAGAAGACAGUUCGAUUGUAUGACAAAUCCUGCCUAUUGUACAGUACAUUGUUAAUAAUAAACAUUUACUUCAAAGUAGGAAUAAUGA
Polyodon spathula (Mississippi paddlefish) is the source of this 4912-nucleotide messenger RNA. RefSeq names its product Na(+)/H(+) exchange regulatory cofactor NHE-RF2-like. The record is from RefSeq and is a predicted model, not a curated record. Gene Ontology annotation, molecular function: signaling receptor binding; protein-membrane adaptor activity. Gene Ontology annotation, biological process: protein localization to plasma membrane. The coding region runs from base 775 to 1845 and encodes 356 amino acids. NCBI's taxonomy places the organism in Eukaryota, Metazoa, Chordata, Actinopteri, Acipenseriformes, Polyodontidae. The transcript is spliced from 7 exons. Gene Ontology annotation, cellular component: apical plasma membrane.